AUGGGGAGGGGUGGACUUGUCAUGCCGGGACCCACACUCUUCCUGCUGCUGGUGCUGCCACCUCCCCUACUGAGCGCAGGGAGCUUCCAGCACAGUGGUCCAGCCUGGAAAGACCUCCACCGCCUCACUCGGGACUGGGGAAAUCUCUAUCGCCACCUCAUCCAGAAUGAGGGAACUUUCCAACAUCUCCGUGGCCCAACCGCCUGGCCCCAGGAGAACCAGGAAAAAGACAAGAAUUCCUGCCAGAGCACAUAUGACCUCUACUUCAUCUUGGACAUGUCAGGCAGUGUAAACAACAACUGGAUGGACAUUUACGCCCUUGUGGAGGAUUUGGUCAAGAAAUUUGACAACCCUAAGAUACGGAUGUCUUUCAUCACCUACUCCACACAGGGUCACAUACUCAUGAAGCUCACCUCAGACAAAAAAGAAAUACAGGAUGGUCUUAACAGACUUCAGAAUGUGGUACCUACAGGAAACACAUACAUGCAGGAAGGCUUUAAAAAGGCCAAUGAGCAGAUUGAACGAGCUAACUCAGGAGAAAACAAAGUCCCCUCUAUGAUUAUCGCUCUGACCGAUGGAACUCUGGAGUCAGUCUCAUUGCAAGAGACUAAGCAACAAGCUGACAGGGCUCGGAAGUUGGGGGCAAAUGUAUACUGCAUUGGUGUAAAAGACUAUGAGACAGAACAGUUAUCGGAAAUUGCAGACAGCUUAGAUCAUGUGUUUGGUGUGGACCAAGGAUUCAAGGCUCUUAAAAACAUCAUUGAUCCACUCACGACGAAGACCUGUAUUGAAAUUACAGAUGUGGAGCCUUCUGAUCUCUGUACUGGAGAUGAAUAUGAAUUGAUGAUUUCUGGAAGAGGCUUCAAUAAUGCAAAGAGCAAGGAUGAAGUUAUUUGUAGAUUUAUAUUCAGUGACAAAAAAUCGAUUGAUAAAAAAGCUGCUUCUGUUGAUGAUACAACCAUAACAUGCCCAGGAAUAAGGAUAGAGAAGCCAGAUGAGAAGGUCUUCAUUGAAGUCAGCCUGAACAAUGGCAUCAACUUCAUCUAUAACAAUGUUAGCAUUAUCAGCAAGAACUGUAUGAGUUCUAAGGUGAGCGAGCCAGAUACUGAGGUGAUGGCUACCCUCCAGACUACCCAACUGCCUACCACACAGGCUUCCUCACCGCCUCUCCCACCUACAUCCCCACAGUUCAUCCCCUAUGUCAAUUCUCCCUACUUCUUUAUGAUCAUCCCAGGCCUGCUCCUAUUCCUGUUGAUGCUCUGGUGCAUCUGGUGGAUGUGCUGCAAGAAGACUGUCAAGGAGCUGCCACCAGUGCAGAAAUCAGAAAGGGAGCCGGAGGAGGUAUGUCACAUGCAGACAUGCCCCACAGUGAUUGUCCCUUGUGGGUGCCAAGGAGGCGGGAUAAAACGGAUGGAGGGAAAACUGGAUAGCUUGUGUGACUUUGUUCAGCGCUGCAACCAGAUGCCACUGAUGUGGUAUACCCCUAGGGACAUGGGGCGGUGUGUCAACUUCUCCCUGAUGAAGCCCUACUGUGGGCAGUUGCCCUGCAGCCCUAAGAUCUGCCUGCAUCCCACCCGGGAGUGCUUCCCCAUCAACAGUUACUGCUCGCGGUGCCAACAACCCCCGACCACGUGCUCCAGGCUCCCCUCCAGGGUGCUGCCGCACAUCUCUCCCAACUCGCGGUCACUCUGUGGAGCCAAUUUGUCUCUCCAACCCCCAUAGCCCAACCUGUAGAGCACCCAAAGCCCAAUACUGUUAAGAGCCCUUUGUUUGCUGAAUUAGACAUGUAUGUUGAAUCUUGGUUUCCCAUCAAAAGGCGUUGGAAUUUGUUGCCGA
Molecule: messenger RNA, 1836 nt
Organism: Phacochoerus africanus (Common warthog)
Lineage: Eukaryota; Metazoa; Chordata; Mammalia; Artiodactyla; Suidae
Gene: ANTXRL
Product: ANTXR like
Exons: 17
Coding region: 1-1722 (573 amino acids)
Cellular component (GO): membrane
Molecular function (GO): signaling receptor activity
Source: RefSeq, a predicted model, not a curated record